Molecule: messenger RNA, 2160 nt
Organism: Notodromas monacha
Lineage: Eukaryota; Metazoa; Arthropoda; Ostracoda; Podocopida; Cyprididae
Source: the annotation of a GenBank genome assembly
UCAGGGACCAGCGCAUGAAGGCUCUGGCUAGGUCGCAACCGAACCUGCUGGCAGCUUUCGACGAUGACGACGGGGAAAGCAGUGGUGACGAUUCUAAGAAACACAGCUACCCGAGACUCAGUGAAAACGGAAUCAUGAACGGAGGCAGUUUCCCGCAAAGAUGCCAGUCCAUCCCGAACCUGCUUGAUGAUGACGCUGCGUCCACGAUUUCGGAUGCUUCCUGCGCUGCUUCCGGAAACAACUCCCAGCAAAUCGGAUCAAAAGCUCCCAGGAGGAAAAGCGCGUUGAUUGCCCAGUGGGAGUCCAUGAUCCAGCAGCAACAGACAGCAGCUAUUCCGGAUGAUAACUAGAGUGCAGAGACACGGGCGACACCUGUGAUAAACCGUUCUACGCCAUAGAUCUAAAUUUUGCACCAUCCUCCGCAACGAUACGCUGUCAGGUUUUUGCCUCCGUCCGCAAGCCCCGCGUUCCUGCCGUUGCAAGCUCCUCGAGCCAACCGAACAAAAUCGACAACCGUGCUGCUUGGGGACAGAUAGCCAUUGCGCAGUCGCUCUUGCGACGGUUGGCGGCUGUUUGAAUGAUUCGCAUGUGAACCUGGUGACGUUGCCAUAUAUAUAUUUUUUGGAUUGCAUAUUUAGGGCGCCGCUGCUAAGGAACUCGCUCUGCUCCGAGUUGUUGAUUUGUAUUGAUCCGUUUUUAUUUUUACCCGUUUAUUCCCCGUCCCCCCGAAGGCGAAGCCAUCCUGCUCGCCAGCUGAGAUCGGUGCACGCUAGCUGUGUAACGCGAAGUGCGUGCAUCAGCCGCUUUUGUGUACAAAGCCUGUCCGUUUGAAUCAGAAUCUGGUUUUUUUUCCCCAGCUAGACAUUCCAGGGUUGAAGUCUGCUGUUGGGUCUAGUUUUGCUUUGAUACGCUUGCUGGGAGGCAGUGGGUUCCAGGAGGGCCUCGUGUAUGCACCCUAGAAGUCACGAAAGGUCCGCUGAGGUUUCUGCUGCAUCGAAAAAGUCUUUCUGUGCCUUGGCUGUAAUUAUUUUCGGCAGUUUUUGAAUUGAUUUUUGGAAGAAAAAGAAGCCGUUGACCGUUUUAAAUUUAUUUUCGGAAGAAACUAUGUCCUUCGGAUCUUUAAAUUUUGAUUGCGAUUAUACCGCUAAAAUAAAUGUAGUCCAUGAAUGCAGAACAUACGCAUUCCGAUUUGCGAUUAAUUUCGCCGGACCGGAGAAAAUGUAUUUAAAACGGUUCUCGCAUUCUCCUUGCAUCAAAAGCUUGUAGUGGGUAACAAAACUGAAACUUGGAUCAAAACAAAAAAAUAUAUAUAUUCCAGUUCCAGCUUUCAAUUUCUUUUGAACUUUUCUACGAGCCUUCAUAUACAGUACUUCAGUUUAGUGUGGAACCGGAAAGCAGAUGCUUUGAAUGCGUGCCAAUAAGCGUUCCUUUAGAAGCAAUCCCGCCUCGAGUUAUUUCAAAGCUUCUUCGUUUGUUGUUUUGCUUUGGUAUCUACGAACAUUUGGACGAUUCGUUGGGAGAAGAGCCAUUGGAUAAGGAUUUUUUUUUCUUUCUUAGUACGGUAUAUAUAGAUAUAUACUUCUUUUGUUUUCAGUUCGGUUGAAACGCUUUGCUGCACGGUGUGCUCGCGUGAGAGGUCGCUAUAGGCAACGUUAAACAUUUUGGUUGCCGUGCCUUUCGUUUUUUUUUUUUAAUCAUGGAAAAUUCGGCGUGAUUCCUUUUUUAUUUUGUUCGGGAAAAUCUGGAAAUGUUCAGAACCCCAAAGCCCUUCGUUGGCAGCUGGUUCCCUUUGACCUGGUUCUAGGGAGAGUGGAGUGAUGAGGAAGUUUGUGUCAAGCCAAGCUCGGUAUUUAUCCGUUGACGGUUGGAGUGGAGAUAGAAUUGUACAGUAUUACGACAUAUUUCUUCCUGGCACUGGUAUUAGCUGUUUUAACCUUUUUUUUCGGCUGACGCUGAUGAACUGAACAAAAUUGUUGACGAGCGUGUUUGCACUCGGUGACAUGCAUAGUCCUGCUUGGAUGUUGUGUGCGGGACUUGCCGUGGUCCGGUUACAGACGGAAUUCUGGUGUAGUCGUACCGAUUCAUCAGCACAUCGACUCCGACGUCUUCUGAUGUCUUCGAAUUGCAACGAAAGGCUAAUAAAGGUCUACUUUCAGCAUA